CAACGCGCAGUGAACCGGACCGGAAGCCACAUGUUCAGCCAGCAGCAACAAGAAGCUUCCAGCGUCCGCACAGCUUAGAAAAGCCCCACGUCGGACUUCGACUCAACAGUUCUGUUUCGUUACGGGUUCACGACUUUUUUUUUUCAGAAUGUCGUCGUUCAGGAAAGCGUUGAAAUCCAAACAGAGAAACCACCAUGAAAGAUCUCAGCCUGAAUUCAGGAAACAUUUGGGAUUGCUGGAGAAGAAGAAAGACUACAAACUCCGCGCAGAUGAUUACCACAAGAAACAGAACACCAUUGCUGCUCUGCAAAAGAAAGCAAUGGAGAAGAACCCAGAUGAGUUUUACCACAAGAUGAUCAACUCUAAGCUGGAGGAUGGAGUUCACGUAAUAAAAAAAACCCAGGAGGAAGUUGAGGUGACAGAGGAGCAGAAGAAAGUGAUGAGGACGCAGGAUAUUAAAUAUGUGGAGAUGAAGAGAGUUGCAGAGGGUGCGAAAAUUCAGAAGAUGAAAGGAGUGCUCCAUCUUCUGGAUGCAGAAAGCAAACAAAAAAACAAGCAUACGUUUUUCGUGGAUUCCAAUGCGGAAGUGCAGUCAUUUGACCUGGCGACCCACCUGAACACGGCUCCGGAGCUGGUGGACAGAAAGUUCAACAGACCCACUCUGAAAACCCUGGAGACCCAGAGCAUCCGGGGAGCUGUACAGGCUCAACAUGUGAAGAAGUUGACCAAGCAGAGAAACAACCAGUAUAAGAUCCUUUCCCAGCGGAUUGACCGAGAAAGGAAGCUGCUGGUAAUCAGCCAGAAGAUUCAGACCCGCAAGGACCUACAGGAUAAGUACAAUAAAGUGAAGGUAAAAAAGGAGACGCCAAAUUCUGCAGCUAUCUACAAGUUUGAGGUCAAGAGGAAGCGCUGAGAGUCAAAGUCAGCGCAAGAAAUCACCAUCUUUCCCAAUGACCGAAUGGACUUCUGGAUCACAACAUUAUCGGCAUUCCCUCCAAUGUUGCUGCUGACGUUUUGUACAUAUUUGACAACUUAGUCUCGUUUGAAUAAAUAUCAGAACAAAGUA
Messenger RNA from Gasterosteus aculeatus aculeatus (three-spined stickleback), 1066 nucleotides. It is a transcript of the gene utp11, whose product is annotated as UTP11 small subunit processome component. NCBI's taxonomy places the organism in Eukaryota, Metazoa, Chordata, Actinopteri, Perciformes, Gasterosteidae. Gene Ontology annotation, cellular component: nucleolus; small-subunit processome. The record is from RefSeq and is a predicted model, not a curated record. Gene Ontology annotation, biological process: rRNA processing.